This is a messenger RNA of Magnolia sinica, 660 nucleotides long. Its product is annotated as lon protease homolog 2, peroxisomal-like. Gene Ontology annotation, cellular component: peroxisomal matrix. Gene Ontology annotation, molecular function: ATP-dependent peptidase activity; ATP binding; serine-type endopeptidase activity. The transcript is spliced from 2 exons. Gene Ontology annotation, biological process: protein targeting to peroxisome; protein catabolic process; protein processing. Bases 189 to 608 code for a protein of 139 amino acids. The record is from RefSeq and is a predicted model, not a curated record. Lineage: Eukaryota; Viridiplantae; Streptophyta; Magnoliopsida; Magnoliales; Magnoliaceae.
AGCUUGUGAUUCAAAGAUAUCCUAGAGAAGCUGGUGUGCAAAAUCUAGAGAGAAACUUAGCUGGCUUGGCUCGUGCAGCUGCUGUCAAAGUUGCUGAGCAAGAAUGUGCAGUUCCAGUCAGCAAAGAUGUAUACCCGAUGGCAGAAUGACUUCUUGAUACAAGACUUGCAGAUGGUGCUGAAGUUGAAAUGGAAGUCAUUCCAAUGGGUGUUAAUGGACAUGAAAUAUCAAAUGCUCUUAGGAGUACCCCAGCAUUGGUUGUAGAUGAGGCUAUGCUGGAAAAGAUACUGGGGCCUCCUAGGUUUGAUGACGGAGAAACUGCAGAACGUAUGGCAACUCCUGGAGUAUCAGUUGGGCUUGUCUGGACCUCCUUUGGUGGAGACGUCCAGUUCGUUGAGGCCACAUCAAUGGUGGGAAAGGGUGAUUUGCAUCUCACUGGCCAACUUGGUGAUGUUAUCAAAGAAUCUACUCAAAUAGCUCUAACAUGGGUAAUUUUUGUUCAUUUCUUCUUAUCUGACAUGGAUUGUUCGGUUCUUAUGAGUCAUAGAUGCCAGCAUGGUUUUAAAUGGCAACCCCAUUCCUCAUGCAUGCAUCCCUUGUUUCCAUGAUAGGUAACCUUUAGCUUGUGGUCUCAAUUUCAUGUUCAGUUUUGACCUCGUC